Molecule: messenger RNA, 1423 nt
Organism: Eurypyga helias (sunbittern)
Lineage: Eukaryota; Metazoa; Chordata; Aves; Eurypygiformes; Eurypygidae
Gene: AAK1
Product: AP2 associated kinase 1
Biological process (GO): protein phosphorylation
Molecular function (GO): ATP binding; protein kinase activity
Source: RefSeq, a predicted model, not a curated record
GUGGCUUUGCGAUAGUGUUUCUUGUGAGGACUAACAAUGGGAUGAAAUGUGCCCUGAAGCGGAUGUACGUCAAUAACGAGUAUGACUUGCAAGUCUGCAAAAGAGAAAUCCAAAUCAUGAGGGACCUCUCUGGCCACAAGAACAUUGUCGGAUACAUUGAUUCCAGUAUAAACUCAGUAAGCAGCGGCGAUGUCUGGGAAGUGCUGAUACUAAUGGACUUCUGUCGAGGAGGUCAAGUGGUGAACCUCAUGAACCAACGUCUGCAGACGGGGUUCACGGAGAACGAGGUUCUGCAGAUCUUCUGCGACACCUGCGAAGCCGUAGCCAGGUUGCAUCAGUGCAAAACGCCAAUAAUCCACAGGGAUUUGAAGGUUGAAAACAUCCUGCUGCAUGAUCGUGGCCACUAUGUCCUGUGCGACUUUGGAAGCGCUACUAACAAAUUCCAGAACCCUCAAACAGAAGGGGUGAACGCGGUAGAGGAGGAGAUCAAAAAGUACACUACGUUAUCCUACAGAGCACCAGAAAUGGUCAACCUGUACAGUGGCAAACUUAUUACUACAAAAGCAGACAUAUGGGCCCUUGGCUGUUUACUCUACAAGCUGUGUUACUUCACCUUGCCAUUCGGGGAGAGUCAGGUGGCAAUCUGUGAUGGCAAUUUCACCAUUCCCGACAACUCUCGGCACUCGCAAGACAUGCACUGCCUCAUCCGGUAUAUGCUUGAGCCAGACCCUGAUAAGAGACCCGAUAUCUAUCAGGUCUCCUACUUUGCAUUCAAAUUGGCAAAGAAGGAAUGCCCGGUCCAGAACGUCCAGAACUCUCCGAUCCCUGCUAAGCUCCCGGACCCAGUCAAAGCAAGCGAGGCUGCUGCGAAGAAGAGUCAACCAAAGGCCAGGCUGACCGAUCCCAUCCCUACAACAGAAACUUCCAUAGCCCCCCGCCAGAGACCUAAAGCAGGGCAGACACAACCCAACCCUGGGAUUUUACCCAUUCAGCCAGCCCUGACGCCAAGGAAGAGACCCACGGCUCAAGCAGCCAUUCAGCCACAAGGCCCUGCUGCCCUGGGCAGUGGUCAGCCUUCGCUCUCUGCAAGCGUCCCCCAGCCAAAAGCAACACCUCAGCAGACUCCGGCCCAGCCACAAGCCAAGCAGGCACCAGCUCCGCAGCAGGCCUCGCAAGCGCAGCCCCCGGUCCCUUCUACUCAGCCACAAGCCACACCUCAGCAUCAGCAGCAGCUUUUCUUGAAGCAGCAGCUCCUGCAGCAGCAGCAGCAGGCCGCCUAUUACCAGCAGCAGCAGAUGAUGCAAGCUCAGCAGUUCUCAGCUGCGCAACAAGUGGCUCAACCGGUUGUUUCCCAGUUCCCAGUGAUGCAGCAAGGAGCGCCAGCGCAGCAGCAGCUGAUGCAGAACUAUUACCAGCAGCAGCA